Molecule: messenger RNA, 3820 nt
Organism: Tripterygium wilfordii
Lineage: Eukaryota; Viridiplantae; Streptophyta; Magnoliopsida; Celastrales; Celastraceae
Product: sister-chromatid cohesion protein 3
Exons: 22
Coding region: 194-3595 (1133 amino acids)
Biological process (GO): sister chromatid cohesion
Cellular component (GO): cohesin complex; chromatin; nucleus
Molecular function (GO): chromatin binding
Source: RefSeq, a predicted model, not a curated record
CUAAUCGAGCUCUCGAGGAAAACAGUAAAUCGCGGUCACUUCCAUUUGGCGGGAGAUAUAUCGUUUCGACUCUGCGAUUCUAGGGCACAACUAGUCAUUCGAUUGCUCUGGUGCUACUUCCUGUCUCUCUCACUCUCUGAAUUUUUGAAUUUCUUGUUCAAAUCUUUCUGUUUACGAGAAACCCCUAAAAAUCAUGGAGGAGAGCCCUCAAGCUCCAACUCCAGAACCAGAAGCGUCGUCACGACGCUCGAAAAGGGCUAGGGCACAAACGCAUACCGAUGCUGGCCAGCCUAGUAAAACCAGUGAAGGAAGCGACGAUAGUCUCAACCAGCAGGACAAGGACGACUCGCCCGACUAUUCUGAAGAGGUUCGUCCCAAAGCCAAGAGAAACCGCGCUUCAGAAGGAACAUAUGGCCCUGCGCACGGAGCUGCUCUCAGUUUGAUGGAGGUUAUUAAAGGAAAUGGAAAAGUUAUUCCUCAAACAAUAAAGCUUUGGGUUGAGCAAUAUGAAAAGGAUCCGAAACCUGCAAUGGCAGAACUCUUGACAAUGCUGUUUGAGGCUUGUGGAGCUAAAUUUUACAUCGGAGGAGACACUUUGGAUGAAACUGAUGUGGACGAUGUUGUGGUUGCUCUCGUCAACCUUGCUAGAAGAGGAGAGGUCGAAGAUUAUCAAAGUUCCAAGAAGAAGGAGUUCAAAAACUUCAAAGAUAAUCUUGUUUCAUUCUGGGACAAUUUGGUUAUUGAGUGCCAAAAUGGGCCAUUGUUUGAUAAGAUUUUGUUUGACAAUUGCAUGGACUAUAUAAUUGCACUUUCAUGCACUCCUCCAAGAGUUUAUCGUCAAGUUGCUUCGUUGAUGGGUCUUCAACUUGUCACAUCCUUAAUUAGUGUUGCUAAAAUGCUUGGCACACAGCGAGAAACUACACAGAGACAGUUGAAUGCCGAGAAGAAAAAACGAGCUGAUGGGCCGCGUGUGGAGUCACUGAACAAAAGGUUAUCAAUGACACAUGAAAAUAUAAACACUUUAGAGGAUAUGAUGCGGAAAAUAUUUACUGGGUUAUUUGUGCAUCGGUACCGUGACGUUGAUCCCAAUAUUAGGAUGUCUUGCAUACAGUCUCUUGGUGUAUGGAUAUUGUCGUAUCCUUCACUCUUUUUGCAAGAUCUUUACUUGAAGUAUCUUGGAUGGACACUGAAUGAUAAAAGUGCUGGGGUAAGAAAGGCUUCAGUUAUUGCAUUGCAAAACCUUUAUGAGAUGGAUGACAACGUGCCCAAUCUCCAUCUAUUUACUCAGAGAUUUUCCAACCGAAUGAUUGAGCUAGCGGAUGACAUUGAUGUUUCUGUGGCUGUAUGUGGCAUUGGACUUGUUAAACAAUUGCUUCGACAUCAGCUUCUGCCUGAUGAUGACUUGGGUCCUCUGUAUGACUUACUAAUCGAUGAUCCACCAGAAAUCAGGCGUGCAAUUGGUGCGUUAGUGUAUGAGCACUUGAUUGCUCAAAAAUUCAAUAGCUCCCAGUCCGGCUUAAAAGGGAAAGAAAGUAAGUCUUCUGAGGUCCAUCUUAGCAGAAUGUUAAAAAUACUUAGCGAGUUUUCGGCAGACCCAAUUUUAAGUAUUUAUGUCAUUGAUGAUGUUUGGGAGUACAUGAAAGCCAUGAAGGAUUGGAAGUGUAUUAUAUCAAUGCUCUUGGAUGAGAAACCAUUGAUUGAGCUCACUGAAGAUGAUGCUACAAACUUGAUCAGACUUCUUUUUGCGUCUGUGAGAAAAGCAGUUGGAGAGAGGAUUGUUCCUGCUUCUGAUAAUCGUAAGCAGUAUUACAAUAAAGCACAGAAGGAGAUACAUGAGAAUAACAGGCGUGAUAUAACCAUUUCCAUGAUGAAGAGCUAUCCGCUACUUCUACACAAAUUCAUGGCUGACAAGGAAAAAGUGUCGGCGCUGGUUGAGAUUAUCUCAUUUAUGAAUGUUGAACUUUAUUCAUUGAAGAGACAGGAACAGAAUUUUAAAAAUGUCCUUGAGCUCAUGAAAGAGGCUUUUUUUAAACAUGGUGAAAAGGAUGCUCUCAGAUCUUGUGUGAAGGCCAUUAAGUUUUGUUCCACCCAGAGUCAAGGAGAGCUGCAAGAUUUUUCCCGUAAUAAGCUGAAGGAUCUUGAAGAUGAGCUUGUUUCUAAACUCAAAUCUGCAAUGAAAGAAGUAGCUGAUGGUGGUGAUGAGUAUUCUCUUCUUGUAAAUUCAAAAAGGCUGUAUGAGCUUCAGUUGUCAAGGCCUGUACCUAUUGAAUCUUUAUAUGAAGAAAUGAUCGCUAUUCUUUACAGUUUUAGAAACCUUGAUGAAGAGGUCGUCAGUUUUCUGCUUCUCAACCUGUAUGUGCAUGUAGCCUGGUCUCUGCAAUCUAUUAUAAAUAGCGAAACGGUCUCUGAAGCAUCCUUAUCUUCUCUGCUGUCACAACACAAUGCCUUGUUUGAGCAGCUUGAGUUUUACCUUACCACCCUUCUAGAAGCUGAGGGAGUGGGCAAAUAUAGAAAUCAGUUAGCUUGCAGGGUUUGUAUUAUACUUGCAGAUGCAUGGUGCUUGUUUAGAAAGACAAGUUUCUCAGCAACAAAGCUGGAAAAAUUGGGGUACUAUCCAGAUGCAGCAAUGCUGGAAAAGUUUUGGAAACUUUGUGAACUACAGCUCAAUGUUUCAGAUGAGACAGAAGACGAAGAUGUUAACAGAGAAUAUAUUGAGGAGUCAAAUAGAGAUGCCAUCAUGAUUGCUGCUGCCAAGUUGGUUGCUAAUGAUACAGUUUCUCAGGAGUACCUUGGUCCAGAGAUCAUUUCUCAUUUUGUGAUGCAUGGAGCCAGCGUGUCAGAGAUUGUAAAGCAUCUCAUCUCUGUUUUGAAGAAAAAAGAAGUUGCGGUUUCCACCAUCUUUUUGGAAGCACUGAAAAGGGCAUAUGGACGACAUCUGGCAGAACUCUCCAGAAGUGUUGAUGAAUCCAUAACGGGCAAGUCUUUCCUUGAAUGCAAGGAACUGGCAGCUCGGCUUUCAGGAACAUUCAUGGGUGCUGCUCGGAACAAGCAUAGAUCAGCUAUUUUAAAGCUAGUAAAGGAUGGUAUUGAAUAUGCUUUUGCAGAUGCUCCAAAACAGCUGUCUUUUCUUGAAGCAGCUGUAAUUCAUUUCGUAUCCAAACUUGCUUCACCUGACGUCCUAGACAUUAGUUUAAAGGAUGUUGAGAAACGAGCUGAGAAUGUCAAUACAGAUGAAGAUCCCAGUGGUUGGCGCCCAUACCAUGUAUUUGUUGACACCAUACAUGAAAAGUAUGCAAAGAACGAAGGUUUGCAAGAUGAGAAAGAGGUGAGUAUUGCAAGACGCAGAGGUCGUCCUCGGAAACAACAAAAGAUUGAGGGUAAGAGGCUCUUUGAUGAACACAGUUCAAGCGAAGAGGAGGAUUCAAUCAGUGCAUCUGAUCAAGAAGAUGCUCAAGAUGAACAGAAGCAAGGUGAGGAGGAGGAGGAAGAGGCUCCAUUGAUACAGUCGCUUAGGGUGUCCUCGAAGUUGAGGUCACUGAGAGUGUCAAGAGAGGACAGUAAAAACCAGGGAAGGUCACAAGUUUCUGCUUCUUGAUCAUGAGGGGCAUCAAACUUGUGAUGAUCAAUGUCAAUUUGAACUUCUGUAUAUUUAAGGUGCAGGGGUACAAGUUUUAAGAGUUGGAUAAGGUUAUGUAAUGAGCUGGUGCGCCAGUAUUCUGAGCUGCACUUUCCCCAUUCUGUAGGGCAAAUUUGUAACACUAGUAUUUCUUGGUGCUAAUCUGUUGUGUUGGUUUUCGGCUUCUAUAGAAGCAUGCAUAUA